CCCCCGGCCCCCGGGUCCCAGUCCACGAGCGAGCGUGCGCGUGAGCGUGAGAGAGCGAGAGCGAGUGCCAUGGCCACCUCCCACCAGCGCCCCGGCGUGGCGACCCCCGCGGCCGGCCCCCAGCGGCGCCACCCGGCCGCGGCUCCCGGCGGCGGCCCCGCCCCCGGCGGCGGCCCCAGUACCAAGGUCCCGGUCUUCGCCACGGUGUCCGCCCGGCUGGACCAGCUGCUGAAAUCCUGCCCCACCAUGACCACCCUCAGCGGGGACCCCAACACCUGGUCCUCCCUGCCGGUGCAGCAGACCACCACCAACCUGAGCAUCUCCCCGCACCAGUACAUGACUGUCUAUGAUGAGAUCUUCCACCACUGCACCAGCGCCGGCACCGGCGCCCACGGCCAAGACGCCGGCAUGUCCAACUCCGUUCACGGAACCUCGGUCGCCGGGAAUGACAUCUACAUGCAUGUGCGCAGCCACCUGGUCGAUCACUUGGCCCGGCACAUGCUCCCCCGGGCGCUGCACUAUCUGGCCAUGGACGACCCGUCCUUCCAGGUGCCGACCGAUCUGCUGAGCCUGUGCCGGUCGCCGAUCCCCGCGCCGGUCGGCGAUGACAUCCCGGCCACCGGCGGGGCCCUGCUCAACUUCUAUGCCGUGGCUUGGCGGCACUUCUGCGCGGCCACCCUCAUCGCCAAUCGCAUGCUCAACUACCUCAAUCGUUUCUACGUGCCCUCGCGCAGUGACACCGACCGGUCCAUCUGCCCGAUCAAUGCGCUGGCUAUCAAAUGCUGGAACACCUACAUCCUGGAGCCCCUGCGGCUGCGCAUCACCAACUACAUCCUGCUGCUGAUCCGCAAACGUCGCGAUGGCAACCAGGCCGUCAACAUGCGCCUGGUGAAGGACGUCCUGUCGAGCUUCUACGACGUCUUCUUCGACGAGCGCAACGACCGCACCGUUCCCGAUGCGUAUGUCAUCUACUUCGAGCAGUUCUUCAUCCAAGACACCGUGGAGUACUACACCCGCGAGGCGCGGGCCUUCGUGGAUGGCGUCCACCACCAGGCCACCGGCGGGACGGCCGCCACCUCCCCCUCGGACACGGGCGCCCCCUUCGUGGGGGCCUCCUACCGCCAGGCCCUCGGAGGGGUGGACACCCCGACGGCCAGUGCACUGGCCGCCACCACCGGCAUGGCCAGCAUGUCCGUGGACCCGGUGACCGGGGCCGCCGCCGCCGCCGCCGCCGCCGCCGCCGCCGGGGCCGACCAUGGGCCGGGCAGCGCCGCCGAGCCGCUUCUCCCGGGGGCCACGGCCAGUGCCGUGGCCGCGGCCGCGGCCGACCCCCAGCGCCGCAACAUGACCGACUACGCGCGGCACGUCCGCAUGCGCCUGGCCGAGGAGGAUGUCCUGGUGCGGGAUUUCCUCGAUCCCCAAGGCCAGGCCGGCACCGUGGCCAAGAUGUACAUCCACCUGAACACGGUGCUCAUCGCCCCCUUCAAGGAACUCCUGGCCGACGAGCUGGGCGCCCUGCUCCCGACCCAGGGCGAGGCCGACAUCAAGCUCAUCUUCGGCCUGCUCAGCCGGCUGGAGGAGGAUGCCGGCAUCGAUGCCAUCCGCCCGGUCAUCGAGGAGCACAUCCGCGUGGAGGGCAUGGACGCCGUGCGCCGGAUCGAGCACCUGACACUCAAGCCCGGGGCCAAAACUCAGGACCCCCAGCACUAUGUGAAUGCUCUGCUCCAGACGUACGAGACCUACAACCGCCUGAUCCGGGUGUGCUUCUCCUCGCACCCGACCCUGGUGGCCUCGCUCGAGCGCACCAUCCGCAAGGUCAUCAACCACAAUGUGGUCGCCUGUCCGGGGUCCUCGGCGCCGGCGACCGCCGGUGGGGCCGCCGACGCCGGGCCGGCCGCCGGUCGGGCCCGGCAAAACCGCUCUCCCGAGCUGGUGGCCCAGUAUAUUGAUCAUCUGCUGCGGCCGCCGCAGCAGGCUUCCUCCUCGUCCUCCUCGGCGAUGGCCGGGCCAGGGGGCCUGGCCGGCGCCGCCGCGCCCCUGCUCAGCCCCCUGGACGAGACGGCCCUCAUGGAGAAGAUCUCCAAGAUCAUCGCCUAUGUCUUUAAGUACAUCGAGGAUAAGGAUGUCUUCGAGCAGAAGUACCGCCGCGGUCUGGUGUCGCGCCUGGUGAACAAGCUCUCUUUCAACGAGAACAUCGAGAAGAUGAUCGUGUCCAUGCUGAAGGAUGUCUGUGGUGGCACGUACAUCGGCAAGCUGAAGCUCCUCCUCAACGAGGAGGAUCUCAGCCAGAAGCUGUACAAAAACUUCCGCGCCAGCUUCGGGGGCACCGAGCAGCCCGGCGGCAAGUCCGAGCACCAGCUCCAGCAGACGGCCGCCAGCCCCGCCUGGAUGGCCAUCCCCCAGAUCGAUGUGCUGGUCUUCGACACGGAGAUCUGGCCCUUCUCCAUCCAGAACCUGGACAUUCGACUGCCCCCGGCGCUCGCCUCAUUCAUGGAGCAGUUCGAGGAGUUCUACAAGACAAACAACUCCGGCCGGGCCCUCAAGUGGAUGCUCGGCAACAGCAAGACCGACCUGGCGUUCACGCCGCGUGCCAGGUCUGGGGACAUGCUCUCGGCCCCGGUCCCGGAUGUCGAGGCCGCGCCGCCCUUCACCACAUACUCCCUGUCGAUGUCCACGCAGCUGGCCACCGUGCUGCUGCUCUUCAAUGCCCCGAGCAAUGGGCCGGCCUGGACGGUCGAGCGUGUCAGCGCCGCCACCGGCAUGGACCCGGCCAACACUUCACAUAUUCUGGAAUACCUGGUCAGCACCGCCAUGAUUCUCCUGUGGGGGAAGGCCGAUGACGGCCAGGUGACUUGCAAGGUUAAUUCGAAUUUCUUCAUGAACCGCCCCCGGGGCCAGCUGAGCUUCUCCUCCCCAAAGAGCAUCGGCGCCUCCGCGGCAGCCGCCUCCAGCGACAUGGCCGACACCGAGGCAUCGGCGGUCGACGCGUCGACACAGCGCGAUCGGGCCCAGCUGGUGGAGCUGGCCAUCGUGCGCGUGCUCAAGCACUCGGAUACCCUCUCCUGGUCCGGGCUCAAGGGGCUGGUGGAUGCCCAGCUGGAGACGCGCUUCCGCGUGGACCCAUCCCUCUUCAACUCGUCACUGGACGUCCUCAUCCAGAAGGAGUUCAUCGCCAAGGCCACCCCGAUUGCCGGCGACCGGACCGGCGACCCGGACGACGUGGACGCCGACGUCGGGGGGGAGGACAUUUUCAGCUAUCUUGUGUAG
This is a messenger RNA of Fonticula alba, 3267 nucleotides long. RefSeq lists its product as hypothetical. Gene Ontology annotation, biological process: protein ubiquitination; ubiquitin-dependent protein catabolic process. The record is from RefSeq and is a predicted model, not a curated record. The coding region runs from base 70 to 3267 and encodes 1065 amino acids. Gene Ontology annotation, cellular component: cullin-RING ubiquitin ligase complex. Gene Ontology annotation, molecular function: ubiquitin protein ligase binding. NCBI's taxonomy places the organism in Eukaryota, Rotosphaerida, Fonticulaceae. The transcript is spliced from 8 exons.